This is a messenger RNA of Closterium sp. NIES-67, 2299 nucleotides long. The record is from the annotation of a GenBank genome assembly. NCBI's taxonomy places the organism in Eukaryota, Viridiplantae, Streptophyta, Zygnematophyceae, Desmidiales, Closteriaceae.
CUCCCACCACCGCUCCGCCCGAGUCUCCACGAGUCGCCACACUGACCAUCACUCUGCUGUCGAUCACCCCACUGCCAGAAACUCUUGUUACGGACAGAUCUGUUCUAUGGUUAUGACUAUGCCAGUGCUAAGCUAAUACCUAUAUGCCUCUCCUUUGACAGUUCUUAGCAACUAGAGCUGACAACUGACACAAUUCAAUGCCUGCACAGCGCCGCGUGCGCCUGACUAACCUAUUAUUUGAAGCCAGCUACCUCUCGUCCGGCCGAUCUGGAGAUCUCAAGGCGCUAGUUGCUGACCAGUUUACUGCGCUGCGCUCCCAACUCAAAACCGCUCAACUGCCUGGAGGCCGCUGUCCGUGACUGACCGCCCUCCCAUUCGUCCAUGGCGCUACCGCCCGCCACGCUGGGCGAUCCGGUGCUUCGGUCGCUGUUGCGAUCCGCGCCACUCCCGCGACGCUCCAUGCGUUAGACUAGGCCACUGAUUCCAACGCGCUCGAAUGCCUUCAGAACCCGGCCUGUGGCUCAUUGACUCUUUGACUGCUCGAAUUAUUGACUGAUUGACUGCCAAGAAUCGACUGAUUGUUCUGUAAUUCAUAAUUUAUAAUUGAUUGAAUUAUAUUCCUCCAUGGCGCUGCCCCUCGGCAAGCUGGGCGACUUGGUGCUCAAGACGCUGAGCAAGCCGCUCGCCAAGGCAAUCAAGCGCCGCGCCGCCAGCCACCCCAAGUUCCGCGCAUCCAUCGCCAACUGGGCGCAGGGCUACCACCGCUUCACGGUGCAGCUGCAGCGGCGGCUGUACGGGCAGUCCCCCGCGGCGCACAUCAAGCGGCUCAACGAGGAGAAGGCCGUCAGCACGGCCAGCGAGGUGGUGGGCGAGCUCAUCGUGUUCGGGGUGGCAGGAGGAGUGGUGUUUAUCGAGGCAGCAAGGAGUUCUCGCUCCAAUGCAAGGAAGGAAGCAAAGCUGCGGCUGGAGCGAGAGGCCCUGCACGAGAGGGACCGGCAGCUGGAGGAGGAGGCACGGGUGUUGAGGCAGCGACUGGAGCAGCUCGAGGAGUCCCUGGCUGCUGACAUCUGGCUGCCACGUGUCCUCACUGGAUUGGGCGUUGGAACUGCCGCCUCCUCCUCCUCCUCCUCCUCUGCCUCUGCACCUUCCACGAUCCCCACUCCAGCAGCGGCAGCAGGAGGGACAAGAGAAAGGGAAGCAGAGGGCGGGGAGGGGGGGAGUAGUGAAGGGGGAACUCAAGAAGGGUUUGGGUUGGAGGAGGAGAGGGAGGGGUCCGCAGUGGGGAGUAGCAGCAGGGAGGGCAGUAGCGGGGCAGUGGACGGACGGGAGAAAGGGGAGGAGGAGGACGGAGUGGAUGGGCAGCUGAGUGGGGCUGUGAGCAAGUGAGGUGCUGAGUGGUGCGCGCAUGAGCGCAUACUGCCUUGCAGUGCAUGGCACAGCGCCCCAUCUCACAGGCACAGGACAUUGACAUGCAUGCUGCAACAUCCACAGCGCACACAGCCACGGGCCUUCCAACAGCGCACAGCAGAAAAAGAGCAGACAGCAGGCACAGCACAGACUCCAGGUCGCAUUCAUUCCCCACAACAUGGGUGCUCAAACGUAUCCGCCGGCACAGUGGUUUCUGGUAGAUAUUUCAUUGUGCCGUGGUGGUGGCGCACUAUUCAUGCACCUCCUGUACAGUGACCACAGACUGCAGCACCCUUCAUUCACCGCGACGCCCCGCUUUCGUCGCCAUGGCACCAGCAUUCCCUCCUGCAGCCCGAGCCAUGGGGUGCUUCCCCCAACGGCCAUGGGUUCGUGACGUGCAUCCUCCAUCGCAUCCCAACACUGCAUGCAUGCAUGCAUCACCAUCCAUCAUCGCUCUACUCACUCACCCGGCUACGACAUGCAUCCACCAUGGCUACACACUGCAUGCAUGCAUCACCGUCCAUCCACCAUCCCUUGUCUCCCCAAACCCGAUCAUGAUGACUCUAGCACCCUCUUCACCGUCUCAGCACACACAUCAGCAGCUCUUCCCCCAGCGACCACGCACCAUGGCACCAGCUACAAACAACUCCCCUUGCCCUGGCUCAUUCCCAGAGUCUGUCACCUGCGUGGAUCAUAUUUCGCUGCUUACAACUUGCUAUUAUCUUCUCUGUACAUCAUCUAUCGGCAGAUUGCCGGCUGCCUUGUUCCUCUUCAAUUCAUUUUCUCAGCACGUAGGCUUCACAUCACACCUCCAUCCGCAAGUUGAAGGCUUCUUUUUAAGGCCUUACUGUACUUGAGUUUUAACCUUGUCGAAUAACUUAUAGCCCUGAGU